Messenger RNA from Oryctolagus cuniculus (rabbit), 2674 nucleotides. It is a transcript of the gene TKTL2, whose product is annotated as transketolase like 2. Lineage: Eukaryota; Metazoa; Chordata; Mammalia; Lagomorpha; Leporidae. The record is from RefSeq and is a predicted model, not a curated record. Gene Ontology annotation, molecular function: thiamine pyrophosphate binding; transketolase activity.
CGGAGCGCCCCAACGGCCUUCGCUGUGCGGGAACCGCCGAGGGCGCCGCCAUGGCCGCCGCCCGCGACGCCGCGCCGGAUGCGGGCACGGUGCAGGCGCUGCGGGACGCGGCCAGCCGCCUGCGGGUCCGCUCGCUGAGGGCCACGUGCGCCUGCGGCUCCGGCCACCCCACGUCGUGCUGCAGCGCGGCCGAGAUCGCGGCCGUGCUGUUCUUCCACACGAUGAGGUACAAGCCGGCGGAGCCCGCGCACCCGGACAACGACCGCUUCGUCCUGUCCAAGGGCCACGCCGCGCCGCUGCUCUACGCCGCCUGGGCCGAGGCGGGCGCCGUGGGCGAGGCGGAGCUGCUGCGCCUGCGGCAGGCGCACUGCGCCCUGGAGGGGCACCCCACGCCGCGGCUGCCCUUCGUGGACGUGGCCACCGGCUCCCUCGGGCAGGGCCUGGGCGCCGCGUGCGGCAUGGCCUACGCUGGCAAGUACCUGGACCGGGCCAGCUACCGCGUGUUCUGCCUGCUGGGCGACGGGGAGACGGCGGAGGGCUCGGUGUGGGAGGCGCUGGCCUUCGCCUCGCACUACCGCCUGGACAACCUGGUGGCCGUGCUGGACGUGAACCGCUGGGGGCAGAGCGGCGCCACGGCCCUGGGGCACCGCACCGACGCGUACGCGCGGCGCCUCGAGGCCUUCGGCUGGAACACCUGCCUGGUGGACGGGCACGACGUGGAAGCCUUGUGCCGGGCCUUCCGGCGCGCGAGUCAGGUGCAGGACAAGCCCACGGCCGUCGUCGCCAAGACCUUCAAGGGCCGGGGCGUUCCGAGCGUGGAAGACGCCGGCAGCUGGCACGGGAAAGCGCUGCCCAGGGAAGCGGCCGAGGCGGCCAUCGCGCGCCUGGAGAGUCAGAUGCAGACGCAGGGCCCCUGCAGCCCCCGGCCCCCCGUGGAGGACUCCCCGCCCGUCAGCAUCGCGGACAUCCGGAUGCCCUCCCCGCCCGCUUACCGGGUCGGCGACCAGAUGUCCACCCGGAAGGCGUGUGGCUUGGCUCUGGCCAAACUGGGCCGUGCCAACGACAGGGUGGUCGUCCUGGACGGCGACACGCAGAACUCCACCUUUUCCGACCUCUUCAAGCAGGAGCACCCGGAGCGCUUCGUCGAGUGCUUCGUGGCGGAGCAGAACAUGGUGAGCGUGGCCUUGGGCUGCGCCGCGCGGGGCCGGGCUGUCGCGUUCGCCUGCACCUUUGGCGCCUUCCUGACGCGAGCCUUCGAUCAGAUCAGGAUGGCGGCCAUCUCGCAAGCCAACAUCAACCUUGUGGGUUCGCACUGCGGCGUGUCCGUGGGGGAAGACGGGCCCUCCCAGAUGGCGCUGGAGGACCUGGCCAUGUUCCGGAGCGUCCCCGGCUGCACCGUCUUCUACCCCAGCGACGCCGUGUCCACGGAGCACGCCGUGCACCUGGCGGCCAAGGCCAAAGGGAUGUGCUUCAUCCGCACCAGCCGCCCGGACACCGCGGUCAUCUACGCCGCGCAGGAGCGCUUCGAGAUUGGACAGGCCAAGGUCGUCCGCCACAGCGCCGAUGACAAGGUCACGGUGGUCGGAGCUGGGGUCACCCUGCACGAGGCCUUAGCGGCCGCCGAGGAGCUUUCUCAAGAAGGGGUUUCCGUCCGGGUCAUUGACCUCUUCACCGUCAAACCCCUGGACGCCGCCACCAUCAUCUCCAGCGCCGGAGCCACGGGAGGCCGGGUGGUCACCGUGGAGGAUCACUACCGCGAGGGCGGCCUCGGAGAGGCGGUGUGUGCGGCCGUCGCCAGGGAGCCUGCCGUCCGCGUGCACCUGCUGGCGGUGUCGGGCGUGCCUCGCAGCGGGAGGCCCAGGGAGCUGCUGGAUGCGUUUGGAAUCAGCGCCGGACACAUCGUGGCCGCUGUGAAGUCUGCUUUAAUGCAGGAAAACAACUGAUCGACAAAGGCGAGUCGGCUGGCGGUGUCGUUGUAGGACUGGUAUCUGUAUUUAUGUUCACUGUUCGAAACCCGUUUUCCCUAUACAGUAGUGCUUUUAAAAAAAAGUGAAGCCGUUAAAUACCUCCCUUCAUUCCUACUCAAAAACUCAAGUUAACUACCUUUCUGUUAAGCUGACUAUAUAAACAAAUGUAACUCUCAUUUUUGAAUUAUUAAAAUAGGUUAUAAAAUUUUCAGGAAAAAUAACCACCUAACACAAAGUUUUUUGAGAAGACUACAAAUAACUGUCUGGGUUGGGGCUCUAAAUAUAGAGGUUACUGUUUCUGAAGCGUGUCUAAUUUCCUUGUAAGUUAACUGAAUGUGAAUUUCCUUGUAAUUUCAAUGUGAAAAUGUGGACGUGAGUAGCCCUGAACUUGAACGACUGUGAGCUUUCCCAUAAUGCCAUUCUACGCCUCUGGUCUUCCAGGUGGUGUUUGACUGCAGUUAGCUUGGGCUUCGCUUUGAAGGUUUAGUUUGCCCUGUGCAUUCAGACUGCAGAGCAGCCGCACCCUCCUGCUUACGGUGGGUGCGCAUGAAGAAAUGAAACCAUAACGAGUUCUAGUCUGCACACCGUGUAGACGAUUUUGUGAAGAUUCAGAAAUGUAUUAUUUCCUUGACGACCAAACCAUAUUGUUACUUUACUUGUAUUUAUUAAGGAUACUAAAACCAAUGUAAUAAAGCAUUUUAAAACCA